AUGUCGCUGCCUCAAUCGCUGAGGACGUCUGUUAUUCCUGAAGAACUCGAAAUGAUAGCUUCCCAAGAACUCGUCGAAGUGAUCCCCCUCAUUGCAAUGGAGAAGACUGUCUUUAUAUCGGGCGAAUUUGGGCCGUUACGCCCGCCGAUGAAAAGCAAAAUACCGCUUUGGAUGGCACUGAACCUGAAGCUGAAGAAGAAGUGCCAUAUAGUUGCCCCAGAGUGGCUGAAUAUCGACUAUCUGCAGGAUCGUCUGACCCGUGAGACGACCCUCCCCGAGUUCAGUGAUCUACCGUUUCGCUUCGCGGAGAUCUCGAGACUAUUACUUGACGCGGCCUCUGAUGAUAUACCUAACUCGGAUAAACUGCGACUGGUACUCAAGGAUCUCCGAGAAGCCAGGCAAGCGAAGAGUAGGGAGGGUCUCCAGCAGCUCGACCACAGCGAACUCAGUUUGCCUAAUCUGUGCUCCAUGGAAAUCAACGAGAUUCGGCCGUUCUUCAUUCGUUCGAUGGGCAUCUUUACACAGCUCCAGCGGACAACGCAACCGCAGGAAUAA
Molecule: messenger RNA, 555 nt
Organism: Pleurotus ostreatus (oyster mushroom)
Lineage: Eukaryota; Fungi; Basidiomycota; Agaricomycetes; Agaricales; Pleurotaceae
Gene: PSF2
Product: DNA replication protein psf2
Exons: 4
Coding region: 1-555 (184 amino acids)
Biological process (GO): DNA replication; double-strand break repair via break-induced replication
Cellular component (GO): GINS complex; nucleus
Source: RefSeq, a predicted model, not a curated record